This is a messenger RNA of Theobroma cacao (cacao), 905 nucleotides long. RefSeq lists its product as uncharacterized. The record is from RefSeq and is a predicted model, not a curated record. Lineage: Eukaryota; Viridiplantae; Streptophyta; Magnoliopsida; Malvales; Malvaceae.
GGGCGACCAUUAGCGGCAGAUAAACCACUGAAUAACGAGCGAUUUAGGUUACUAACUUGCGUUUUGACAGACGAUGUCGGGCGAUCCUAAGUCCCAACCGCUCGUUUGCCCUUCAGAUCCCAAAAGUGGAAUACCCAUCAAACUCUUAUGUGGAACUGAGGGCACCUGAUUUGCGACUCGAGUGGGUCUAGCGGGAAGCCCGGCUUUCUAUUUUUCAGCUAUAAAUAUAAAUGGCUUCAAAAUUUCAAGUCGUCUUUCACUUUUCCAAUACUCCAGAAGCUCGCAAGAUUUCUGGGUUUGCAGGCAGAAGAAAAGAAUGUCAAGAGGAGAGUCUGGCUCUGCUAUGGCGCUACACAAGAGUAAGAGGAACUCAGUAUCAUUUACAGCCGCAAAAGGGCGUUCAACAAUAUCAGCCCACAAGACCAAACAAGAGAAGAAGAAAAGAGGUCCGAUGGGAAGCAAAACAAGGUGCUGCACCUGGGCUGUUGGCAGAAGCCCUAAGAAGUCCUCCCUUGAGAAAAGGGAGAAGAAGAAAAUGAAAGCCCGGGUGACGGAGAUGGAAGCGUUUGUGUCAGACAUGAGAACCCAAGUGGACUCCGAAAGACGUUUGCUGCUGGAAGGAGAAGCAACGGUGGAAGAGUUUAAAGCACUAGUUGCGCAAAAGAGGGAGGAAAAUAAGCUGCACUUUAUGAUGAUUCUACGGGCCGAGCUUCUUGCUGAUCACAUUCAGUUCAAUAUUCUCCCAUAGCCAGACAUAUAUAGCACUGCUUUAUGAGAUGAUCACCUACUUACGUUUACGUGCCUAUUUGGUGUUCGUUACAUAUGGGACCGACAUCUAUGUGCCAGAUUUGUCGUUGAUAUUAGUAGUUUUGAUUGGCUUAUGCAAUAUUUUCCUUCAAGUUUGA